Molecule: messenger RNA, 6190 nt
Organism: Physella acuta
Lineage: Eukaryota; Metazoa; Mollusca; Gastropoda; Physidae
Source: RefSeq, a predicted model, not a curated record
UCUAGUCUAGAUAAAUUUAUGUUGUUUCAGUCUGUUGGCGAAGUUAGCAUAAACAAAUAAUAUAAAAUUAUUUUCAUACACUUAUUCUAGCUACUUAAGAAUACUGUCAUUUGUUAUAGAUUGGCCUAGUCUAGAUCUAUCUAUUUUCUUUAUUGAUUGAAUUACUUCUUGAAGUGACAGGAGUGCACCGAAUUUGACUGAAGUCACUCUGACUCAACUCACUUAGUCACUCAGGCAACAAAUUUUUGGUUGUCAGAUACAGUCAGAUGUUAAGAUUUUAGGUUCUAAAAAAUGCCUAAACGAAAAGUGGCUCGUGGUAGACGUGGUGGUGCAGCUAAAAAAGGCACAGCCAGAACUGCAGAUGAAGCUGGUUGUAUUGAAAUGGUAGAACCCUUAUCAGAAGCCAAUGCAAGCAAUUUAGAAUUAUCAGCUUGUGAAAGUACAGAGUCUCUCUUAGAAACAAAAGAGUCUGGUCAGUCAUCAUAUUCAGGUGUAGAAGAUAAAAAAACUGAAUUAUUAAUUGAUGGAAGUGAUAAAGUUUCCACAGAAGCUAAGGAGGAGGAAUCAAAUGUUGUAGUCAAAGAAUGUCAUACUGCGGAUAUAACAGAGACAUCUUCAGAGAUUGAGCCAGUAAGUGGUACAAGCAGCACACAAGAGAAAUCAGCCAGCCUAGAGCUUCCUCUAUCAGGUGAUGGAGGCGAAAAAUCUAAUACAUGUGGUAUUGAUGACAAUGAUCAGAGUGAGGUUUUGUUGGAGGAAAAAGGAACAGAAGAAGACGAAGAUGUCCAGUUAUUGGAGGAAAAAGGAACAGAAGAAGAAGAGGAAGAUGUGCAAUAUAUAGAUGAAGAGGCAGAUGAAGAUCAGCAGUUGUUUGAUGUAAUGGGGACUACUAAUGACAACACUGCAAAAAAAGAUGAUGCACAAAGUGAAGCAAGUACUUUUGAAAAUGAAGUAAAGCAAUUUCUAACAGCUCGUUGCUCUUCAUCCAAAUCUAAACUAUUGGAUAAUGAAAACUGCACAUUUGAAGAAAUUUCAGAAGGGUCUAUUGGCCAGCCUGAACAAGAAGAGAUAAGCAGUGAAACAGCUGGUGAUGUUGAUGUCACUGGCAUGUCCUUUCAAGCUAAAAGCUCUAAAGACAGUCUGCCAGAAGCUGAAUCCUUAGAAGAAGUUUUUUUUGCUACUGAAAAUGACGAUACCAAAAUCAUUGCUGAGGAUAAAGACAAUGAUGAUAUUUCAGACACUAGUCUCUCUGAUCACGGAGGAACAAAUCUGUCACUGGAGGAAAUCAGUGAUGAUGACCUCGAGCCUUCUAAGAAGAGAAGAAAAUCCGCAGGGCUUACUUUUGAUAAAGUAGCAGCUGUUAAAAAUCUUGAUGCUAAAAAACCACCUCAUGAUACAGAAAGUAAAGUAGUUCCAGAAAUAGUUUCUGAAGAUGAUAGAAAACCGUCAGAAACCAAAGUAAAUAAACGUCCUGCAAGUUUUGAUAAAGACAGUAUUGAAGAUAAUGUAAACAAAAAAGUCAGGUUAUCUGAAGGCAUGAAUGAUUCAGACAGAAAACCAGAGUUAGAAAAUAUGGAAAAGCUGUUAGAUCAUAUAAAGACAGAAAAAGAAGUUAAAAAAGAAAAAUCUCCAUUGAAUGACUCAAAACUUGAUAACAAAGGAUCAGCUGCCAUAAGCGGUGCUACUGUAAGUUCAGAAACCCUGAAGAACAGGAGUACUUCUCAAACAGAGAGAGGUCAGUCUCAAAAUUCACGUCAUGAACGACAGACGAGUAAAGAAAGACAUUACCCAAGUCGAGAUUUACCCUACUCUAGUAGAGAGUUCAUAGAAAAAAGGCGGAGAUAUGAAUUAAUAAAUACUAGCACUCAGACAGAACCUAGACAGUUAAAAGGGAAAAUCGUCCAGUGUAAUAUUAAUCCGAUUAGUGUGGCUCCUCUAUAUAAGGAGUUGCAAAAUGCAGUGGACAUGACAGCUUCUUCUUCUAAGCUAUUUGAAAAGAUGAAAGACCUUCUCCCCUCUAGCAUACCAGAAAAAAUAUUCAAAGAUAUCACUUCUUCAGUUCCAACAGAAUCUGAAAAAAGCUACACAUUUAGCAUGGGUCCAGUGACACUAUCAGAUAUGGACAGCACAGAGUUUAGAGAGGUGGCUUUGAAGGGGGCUGACAAGUUCAGCCUUAAUUUUGAUAUGCACUGUCAUGGAAUUUUUAAAGCAGCUUUAUCAAAGCAUGAAGAUAUUGCCUCACUUACACGGCAUCUUAAGAGAUUAGAACUUGGGAAUCGUUACAUGUGUAUGUCAUUCACUUAUUGCCAUGGUACUGACUCAGGACCUAUGCUUUGGAAAGCUACAGUUGUAUUUAUGUAUGAGCAAGAUAUCCAGCUAGAGAGUCAGGGUCUUGUGAGUGAUGGAAAAGUGCGAGCUAAAAUCAUUCUCAAUGGGGUACCUAAAGGCGUGAGCAAAGAUUUUAUUCAUCUACUGUUUCCAGAGGCACUGAGUGUCAGCACUGCUCCUGGCAAGGAUGAAGACAGGGUUGUUGUUCUUGGGUUUUCAAGCACCAAAAUGGUUGAAGAAAUUUUAUCCUGUUAUGACCUUGUGGUCAUCAAUGGCAGUCAGGUCAAGAUUUCUUGCAUGGAUUCAGUUGUGGAACCAAGUGGAGACUUGCCAUCAGAUGUGCCAGAAGAAGCAGGCGUAAUGAUAAUUGCAGACAAAGACGACAGCAAUAAUCUACCUCAUGAUAAUGUUACUGAAGUAUCUGAGGAUCAACAGGCGCCUGACUCUCAGAUACCCACAGAUGCUGGUCUGGGACCAAGUUCUGGUGAUGCUGGUGCCAUAGAAUGUAUUGACAUUAGCAAAACUGGUCCUGACUCAGUGGACAUAAGCAAAACUGGUCCUGACUCAGUGGACAUGAGCAAAACUGGUCCUGACUCAGUGGAAACUACUGAAAACAAGGAGCAAAAGUUAGCAGAUAGUGAUAAGGAUGUUACAGGUGCUGUCAGUGAUGUUACAGAUGAACAGUCUAGCACAUUAGCUGAUGUUUGUGCCAAUGUCAAGGAUGCUACUGAUGUACUGGACCAAAGUGAUACAGUUGAAAAGUGUGAUGUUGACAAUAUGGAAGUUUCAAAGUCUCAAGAUAAGAGCUUGGACUCUAGUGUCAUAGAGCUCAACUCAGAUGGUGAAAACAUAACAGUGGAGGAAUCAACCAGUAAACAGUCCACAGCUGAUGCUUCAACUGUUGGCGUGGAACUAGAAGCUGCUCAAGUGGAGAAGAAAUGUACUGAAAAAGCUCAGGGUGUAGAUAAAGUUAAACACAGUGUGAAAGAAACAGAUAAUGAACAUUUGGAAGAUGUUAGUGAUGAUGAAAUGAUCAAUCAAAGCAAAGAAUUGGAUAUUGAUGAUGUUGUAAUACUGAGAGAAGACAAAGUGAAAAGAGUGAUAGCUAACAUAGAUUUGACCAAUGAAGAAUCCAACAGCUCAGAAGUUCAUGUCCCUGAAUCAAAAGAUGCUGCAGUGCCUCAAGAAGUGAAGAAAGUGGAAGAAAAACUCAUUAUGACAGAUGGUAGUCUGGAGGUUACCAUGGAAGCUAUUGAUGUCACUGAAGAUGAUGACGGCUGUGGACAAGUUUUGUACUCUAGAACCACCAGGGCUAGCUCUAAGGAAAUGGACAGGAUUUUGAAAGAAAGGGAUAAUGUAUAUUCUAAAUCCUGGGCCAGUGACAGAUGGCCGUCGUCUUCAUACAAGUCUAAGUAUGAUCCUUAUUACAGCUCUAGACAGAGCUACUCUAAACCUAGCAAAGAAUAUGCAUCAAGAUCUUCUCCCCCAUACCAGCCCAGUUCAUCAAAAGAAGCUCCGUGGCAUACAAAAACAUCUUCUAGAGAGGACCUUCGUGGCAGGGUACCUGCUCGUGAGGAAACAACAUCAAGAAGGGAACCACUACGCUAUGAGAAAAGUCGUACUCCUUCCCCACGAAGAUACUCAAGCUGGUACAAAGAAGCGGACACUUAUAAAUCUUCUAAACCCCACUACACAUCUGAAUACUAUGGCUCAUCGGAACGCAAAUAUAGUAGUAGCUCACACUGGGGUGGCUACAAUGACAAAUGGUCUUCAUAUUAUGGAGAAAGCAAAACAUACCCUCGACCAGUUGUUGAAACUGAAGCACGUUCACGAGACUGGCACCCUAAAAGUUCUACUUAUCAUCAUAGUUCCUGGAAAGGGGAUCGCCAUGGAGAGCCAGAGGGCCAUCAUUAUGACAGUAGGAGCCACUGCUAUCCUGAGCGUAAAUAUUCUCCCAAAAGGUCUCGAUCAAAUUCCUAUUCUGACAUGUCAAUAUCGUCUGGUUGUCGCUCACCACACAGACAGAAAGUCUAUGAGAGAAGUCCCAAACGUCCUUUUAAGCACACUUCUCGAAGCCCAAUUUCAAUUUCAUCACGGUCUCACUCCUUGAGUCCAGUCUCCAAGUCACCAAGUCCAUGUCAGAACAUACUUAAAAUGCCUGCGAAAAGUGAAUUGGUUAAGUCUGUGAAGCAGUUUCUUGUUCUAGCUAAAGACCUGCAUGCUCAAGCCAAGAGGAAAAGCAGAUCAAGAAGUAUUGAAUUACAUUCCCCCCGUCGUUCUAGAAGUCCAGGCUACCAGAGGAUUCGCAGUCCACCUGAUAGUCCUCCCAGACAUUUGUCUGGUAGGUCUCAAAUGAUAUCUCACAGUCCUCAAAGAGCUCGAUCCAGAAGCCCUCCACACUACUGGCGUAGAGACUCAAGAAGUCCAAAUUACAAGAGAGCUGCACAUUCAAGAUAUGAAAGGUCUGCCAGCCCUGUAUCUGUGGAGUAUCCCCGUAGUAAGAAGUACAAGGAUCAUGUUGAAAGUAAACAGGCCUCUUAUAAAGAAUUUGACAGGCAUGACUCUAGAUCACAAAAAGCUCGAAAUUACACCCAGUCUUCAGAUGACCAACACAAGUCAGGACAGUGGCAGUUUCAGUCUUAUUCCAAUGAACCCCAGUGGCAACAGUCGUAUGGAGGUUACCAGGCUCAGACCAAACCAGCAUCAGGGCCAGAGCCACCAAGCACAAACACAUUCAACCCCCCCUACCCUCCACCUAACUUUCAACCAACUGGUUACUCCCUGCCACAGCAGGACUCUAGUAUGUACCAUGGGAGCAGCAUGUCAGUCUACCAGUACAAUACACCUGCGCAGUAUGGUUAUAACUCAAUGCCUCCAAAUGUCCCCAACCCAUACCUGCAAAACCCUGCCCCUCCUAUUCCACACGCCUACCAACAAGCACUCACUGCUCUCCAGUCAGCUAUGACCAGCCAGCCACCCCCACAGGUUUUUGAACCGUCUAACACAUCCUCUAGCAAUGCCUCAUCUAAGAAUAAAAAAUCAUGGUCAAUGGGAAGCAAUGCUAUGGUCUUUCAACGUAUUUUAGGCAGUGAUGGUGGCAAAAAGAAAAGUGGCACCAUCGAGAAAAUUGGGGACCGGGAACGUCUGGAGAGACCUAAACAAAGUAAAGAAGUUCGUGUCCUGACCAAUGUUCUGGUGAAGAAGUGAUAAAUUGUGGGAAAUUCAAAUGUGCUCUUGGUUCUUCUGACAGUGAACUUUCCUUUCAUGGUCUUGAAAUUCUUGAACAGUAUUCUAAUUUAGAGAACAGUGAGAAAAUGUCCAAUGUUUAGAAAAAAUUAAUUAGAAAUAGGCGUAAAUGUGUUACGUAGAUGUGCAACUCUGGUAAUCAGACAAAAAAAUGUGAUUGUUCUAUUUUUUAAUCUCAUUAUUUAAUUUACAGUUUAUUAUUUGUGUUACAGUUGAAUAUCAACAUUUCUCAUUACCAUUUCCAAUGUUAAAAAUUGAUGAGCAGGUCAUUUUGAUCUAAAAAGCAUGUAUUGUGUGUGACUGUAAAUUCAAAUUUGUUCAGAGUUUAGAAGCUGUAUUGAAAUUAUUUUUGUAUCAUCAUUAAAAGGUCCAAUGAGCAUUAUGUUGAUUACAAAUUGUUUUAAAUACACAUCUGAUAUAUGCUAGUUUACUGAAGACUGGAUCUCAUUACAUUGAUUGUAAUUUAGUUUACUGUUCUUUUGACAAUUGUUAAUUUGAUGAAUUUUUUUUGUCAGAGGUUAAAUGGAAAUGAGUGAGUUAAUAGAACCUUUCUUAAGAUUUAAGUUAGCUUUUUCUGUUUGUAUUAUUCAGAAAUAAACAGAAGACAAUUUUGUGA